Molecule: messenger RNA, 3856 nt
Organism: Macrobrachium nipponense
Lineage: Eukaryota; Metazoa; Arthropoda; Malacostraca; Decapoda; Palaemonidae
Gene: Ctf4
Product: WD repeat and HMG-box DNA-binding protein 1-like
Exons: 17
Coding region: 48-3266 (1072 amino acids)
Biological process (GO): DNA-templated DNA replication; mitotic cell cycle; DNA repair
Cellular component (GO): nuclear replication fork
Molecular function (GO): protein binding; chromatin binding
Source: RefSeq, a predicted model, not a curated record
UAAGCAUGGGAUUUGUUUUAACUUACUGAAAGGUGUUUUUCAGGUACAUGAUUACUUGUGGAACUGAUGGAGAAGUUCGUGUAUUUGAAGGACUUGAUGAUGAUGAUUGCAAAACCCAUGUUGUAGCAGAAAGUGCCCAUGCCAUAGCUUACAAAGAUGGUCGCUUUCUGGUGGCUACGGACAGUAACUUGGUGCAGGCAUUCACAAUGGAUGAGGGGUCACCUGAUGGAAUUAUUACACGUUUUACAGCUCCUGCUUCUCACAUUGUAGUCAGUCAAGAUAACAAACUAGUGGCAUGUGCUGGAAGUGACAUGUUAAUAAAAGUACAUGAUGCAGUUGCAUACAAAGAUACCAUAUUGACUGGGCAUCAAGCACCUGUCCUUUCUGUAGCUAUUGAUCCUAAAGGUGAGUAUGUUGCGUCUUCAUCGUGUGAUGGCAGUGUCAGGGUUUGGGAUGUGAAAACUACCGCUGUCAUUGCGUCAUGGGCCAUUUUACCCAAAACUAAUAAUAUUUCUUCUUCACGGACCCUGUGUCGCCUCUCAUGGUCCAAGGAUGGUAGUUUUCUCUGUGUCCCAAUAGAGCAAGAGAUCCGUUUGUAUGAACGAAAUUCUUGGGAAAUUAAGCACAGAUUUACAGAUAGUUCUAUAAAGCAGACCAUUUCAGUUGUUGCAGUUUCAAAAUGCGGCACAUUCAUCGCUGGAGCCUGUAUGGAUGGAUUCAUUGCUAUUUGGAAUAUGGUUAAUCAUCAAACCAUCUUGAGUGAACAACAUCCAAAGUCACUGCCAAUAUGUGGGUUAGCGUGGAAUCCAAGUGGAAAGAAAGAGGUUGGGUUUGUCAAUGUGGAUGGCCAGCUUGGAACAAUUGAAAACUUUGAUGAUAGUCAUGUCCCACCCGAAGAUAACCAUAGUUUUCAACAAAAUGGAAUGGUGAAUGGAGUCAGUAAUGGUGAAGACUUUCCACCCAUGGAUGUUGAUAUAAACGAUGAUGUAGAUGAUGAGGAUGAGUUUUCCAUCUCAAAGAUCAAGUCUAAAUUAGGUUUUGCUGAUGAUGAGGAGGGCACAUAUAUUGGAGUACCAUCUGCAGACAAUCCAGAUAUUGCUUCCAAGGAUGCAGAUGAUGAAACCUCAAGUGUCAUUACCUCGAAAGUGGAACCUCCUCCAGUACCAGUUGUACAGCUUCCUGAAGUGCAAAAACCUUUCCAGCCUGGUAUGUCACCAGAGUUUCUCAAUGAUAGAUAUAUGGUGUGGAAUAACGUUGGUAUUGUUCGACAGUACACCAGUGAAGAUGAAAGUACCAUUGAUGUGGAAUUUCACGACACAUCUGUCCACCACGCUUUACAUCUUAAUAAUAAUGCAGGUCACACUAUGGCAGCAUUAUCUAACGAAGCUUUAGUGCUGGCAUGUGAGGCACAAGAUGACCAACCAAGCAAGUUAGUAGUGCAAAAUUUUGCAGCCUUUGGUAACUCAAGUAAAGAGUGGUUUGUAGAUAUGCCAGCAGAAGAAGAAAUAGUUGCAAUUUGUAUUGGGACAGGAUGGCUGGCAGCAGCAACAGAUAAACGUAAUCUUCGAGUAUUUUCUACUUCUGGAAUUCAGCGGGACUUGAUAAACAUUCCUGGAGCUGUUGUUUGUUUAGCUGCAGCAGAGGACCAAUUAAUGUUCAUUUACCACAUUGGAAUGGGUGCAUCUGGUGACCAAAGUAUGGCAGCAGUGGUCUUGCACAUAAAUGGUGGUAGACAUCUCUCCCCCAUGUCUUGUCAUGUUCCGCUAUCUCCUCGCUCAUUCUUAGCUUGGGCUGGAUUUUCUGAUGAAGGAACUCCUGUAAUAAUGGAUAGUGCAGGAAUAGUUCACAUCAUGCACCUGAAAUAUGGCCCUAAUUGGACAAGUAUCUUGAAUACCAAAAACCAUACUCGUGGAAAGAGCGACCAUUACUUCCUUAUAGGGGUCAGUGAGACUCAGAGUAAUGUUCGGUGCAUCUUGUGUAAAGGUAGCAGAUACCCACCAGUUCUACCAAAACCUCAUGUGUCCCUUAUAAAUAUGCAGGUACCAAUCUGUGAGCUAGAAACAGAAAAGGGUGGUUUAGAGGAAAAGAUGAUACGGACCAAUCUUCAGCUCAAUACUAUGGAGAGAUUAAAUCGCCUAGGGUUUGAAGUUGACCAUUCAAAGAAUGAGGCAGACAAAAUCCUGAAGGAAGCCAUGAUAAAACUGUUUGCGCUGGCAUGCCGUACAGAGAGAGAAUCCCGAGCUGUGGAGGUCUGCCAACUAAUGCCGUCAUAUCAUACAGUUCAACUGGCAAUCAAAUAUGCUGGUAAAUUACAUCGUUUACAGUUAGCAGAACGUUUGGGUGAAGUAGCCUCUGCUAAAAUGGAAGAGGAAAUUGAAAGGGAUACUCGCGAGAGAAGCAGAAUGGCAGAUGAUUUUCAUUUGUAUGGUGGUGGUAUUGGUGGUGGAAUGAAGAGGUAUCAGAAUCAAGAGUCAGAUGAUGAAGAGGUGGAAGAAGUCCAAGAAAAUACUCCUGAAGAUGAAAAUGAAGAGCAAGGAACUCAUGAUAACCCUCUUUUGGCUGCUGCAGUUCGCAAGGAAGGCAGCACUCCCAAGUCAAGUAUGUUAGUUUCUCCAUCAACUAAAAAUCCCUUCAAGAAAAAUGCUACUCCUAGCUCCCUAAGUAGCAAAAGAGGAAUUGAUAUCAUAGAUCAGUUCAGAAAAUCACAAAAGAAGGAACACACUCCUGUUUUGAGACCACUUGUUAAGAAACAGAGUAAGCAGACCACAUUGAAGAAGAAGGCUGUUGAAGAUGAUGCCACAACACCAUCUGGCAAGGAAAACAAAAAUGAAAAUGUACAGAGGGCAUUGUCACCAGUUAAGUCCAUAAAUCCAUUCAAGAAGUCUGACGACAAUGCUUCGCAGCCUGUGAAGUCAGAUGCUUCAUCAGAAGUCCCAGGGAAAAAGAAGUCUGCACUUCAACUUUGGUUAACUGAUAAUGAAGAUGAAGUCAAGCUAAAGUUUCCAGAUGCUGCUGAAGGAGAACUCUUGGCAAAAGCUGCUCUAAUGUUUAAAGAUGUAGAUAAUGAUACAAAGCAGAAAUACAAAAACAUGGCAGUUGCUCCACCUGUUACUCCAGUUGUAGCCACCCCUGUUGAGUCUACCCCUACCAAUGAAGAGAAGAAGAGAAAAAUGGAUGAACCUGACAGUCAAGAUUCACAUGUAGACAAAAAAUCCAAAGGAUCAGGAAUACAGAAAUUGGCUGCCUUUGCUUUUAAUAAAUCUUAACCCCAUAGAUUUAGAUAGUAUAAACAGUACUUUUGUACAUAGAAAACUAUUAGAUUACAGUCAACCCCUGGGAUUUGUGGGGGAUAGGGACCGCAACCCCCCACAAAUAGUUAAAAUCUGCAAAUACUUCACCCCGCAAAAAGUGCUUAUACCUGCCUAUUUUAAUAGUUUUAGCAUGAAAAAUGUAUAUAGUCAUGAAAAUAUGAGAACAGUAUUUAAUUAAUAUUUUUCUAUGAAAAAUUCUGCCAAUGGAGAAUUUUCACCGAACAAUGUGGAUAGAUGUUCCACAGAAAAAUCUGCGGAUAGGUGAAGCCUCGAUUCCAGAACUGGGAAUAGGCGGGGGUCGGCUACUGUAAUACUGUACUAUAUAAAGAUAAUAGUUUUCCAAAAUCAUACUUUUUUGGUGUUUAUAUGUACAGAACAUUUAUGUAUUGGAAAAGUUUCUUUGUUAUACAUAUUAUCAUCAUUGUCAACAGAUCUGUGAUUGUAUUAUUUAAGUAGACUUUUUACCUGCAAGUUUAUUGUCUUGCAAACUUUUGUAAUGUACAUUAUUUUUCAUUGUCAUAAUUUUUAAGAAAUUUAUUUAUAUA